AUGGACAGCAUCGAGAGUUCAUCAGGUAUUAAGCUCAGUUUGGCCGAUCCGACUACUUGGAAAAAGUUCUAUCCAAAUACCGAAAUGAUUGUUACAAGGAGAAAGGGUCGUGUGAUCUUCCCUCAUCUCAAUUACAAUUUGACUGGGUUAGAACCCAACGCUCACUACGAAGUAUUCAUUCAUCUAGAACGUACUGAUAAUCUCAAAUACAAGUUUGAAGCUGGGAAAUGGAAAGAAUCCGGGAUAGGUGGUAAAAUAGUUCCAAUCGAUUAUAAGCAACAUCCCGAUGGAGCACGUCAAGGAUCCCAUUGGAUGAAUGAGACAAUAUCGUUUAAGAAUCUCAAAAUAACGAACGAUAUCAAGAAUACUGAUAAGCAGCUGAUUUUGGUGCAGAGCAUGCACAAGUUCCUUCCAGUGAUCACUAUCAAAAAAGUUGAUGAUCAGAUGGGAGAAGAGUUCAGAUUGACUAUCACAGAAUUCUAUGCUGUUACAGCUUAUCAAUGCGAAGCAAUGAGUCAAUUGAAAGUUAGCCACAACAAAUAUGCAUCAGGACACAAGGGCAAUGGCAGAAAGAGAAAUUCAUUCGAUCUAGAUGAAAUGUCACCAGAUGCUAAAAGAAGAUCUUUGUCGUCUUCCUCAUCGAGCCCAUCCUCUGCCACACCACCAUCUCCAUGGAAUCAGCCUGCUAAUCAAGUUGCCCCAUUCGAUCAGUUUCAAAACAAUGCUUAUCCGAUUCAGCGUCAGCACCAACAAGUGUUCGAUUUUGCCGGGAACAAUCCAUUCUCUCAAUACUAUCAAGAAUGGCAAUGGUAUCAAAUGAUGACUCCAUUCAACAGUGGGAAUGCCGAGAACACUGCUCCAAACGGAUAUACUGCACUUGGCUGA
Caenorhabditis briggsae is the source of this 885-nucleotide messenger RNA. Gene Ontology annotation, cellular component: nucleus. Bases 1 to 885 code for a protein of 294 amino acids. Gene Ontology annotation, biological process: cell fate specification; positive regulation of DNA-templated transcription; regulation of transcription by RNA polymerase II. The transcript has 2 exons. The record is from RefSeq and is a predicted model, not a curated record. Gene Ontology annotation, molecular function: DNA-binding transcription factor activity, RNA polymerase II-specific; RNA polymerase II cis-regulatory region sequence-specific DNA binding. Lineage: Eukaryota; Metazoa; Nematoda; Chromadorea; Rhabditida; Rhabditidae.